AUGGACCCCGGGCCGCUGUCCGCAGGCUCUCCCGAGCAAUCAGCAAGCUCCGACAGGCCACUAAACGUGAGCGACGCGCUCAGCUACCUCGACUCUGUCAAGGCGCAGUUCUCGGAGCAGCCGGAGGUCUACAACAAGUUCCUGGAUAUCAUGAAGGAUUUCAAGAGUCAAUACAUCGACACGCCCGGGGUCAUUGAACGCGUGUCAAACCUCUUUCACGGUCAUCCUGCGCUUAUCCAGGGGUUCAACACCUUUUUGCCCGCCGGCUAUCGCAUCGAAACCGGCGACAAUGCAGACCCCAACUACAUCACCGUCACCACUCCUGCUGGCACCACCACGCAAGCGACCAACGCCGCAUUCAAGUACUCUGGCGUCGGCAACCGACCUCCGACCGAGAAGAAGUACGCGCAGGACUCCGUCCCGGCCGUUUCGCAGGAGACUUUGAAGCCCGCCCUUGAGUUCAUGGCCAAGAUCCGAUCCAAGUACCCCAAUCAGCCCGAAGUCUACAACCAGUUCCUGUCGCUACUCAUGGAGACGGCAGAUCUCGCUACUCAACGGUCGAGCAAGGACAUCCGGGGGAUGGAGUCGUGGUCGGUCGCAUGCCUCUCCGCCAAGUGGCCGCAAGAGCACGACCUGAUUCAUCGCAUCAUGGACCUGUUCCGUGAACACACCGACAUCAUGCGCGACUUUGUCCAGUUUCUCCCCGACGAGCAGAUGAAGCAGGACGAACUCGUGCGAAUCGCGGAGCUGGAACGGAGAAAGAGAAGAGAAGGAAACACCUCCCGUCAAAGCGUCGAGCACAAAGGUACGGAUAAGCUUGUUCCGGAGCAGAAAGCGAAGACGCGUACACAAAGCGAAGGCCCUUCUCCCGCCCUUGCACAACGUCAAGCUGCUCCCCCUGCUUCACCCGCUCGCGCACCCCCGCAACCCCCGCCUCCGCAAAACUUCUACCCGCACCAUCAGCAAGGUCCCGCAGGCAUGGCCGGUCCAGGACAACCGUCUUCCACCGCUCGUCCUCCCAACGAUUUCUUUGAACGCGUCAAGGCUUUCCUAGACCCUCCGACGUACAAUGAGUUCCUCAAGCUGAUCAACCUCUUUACCCAAGACAUCAUCAAUUCCACCCGACUGGUGCGGGAAGCACGCACAUUCCUCGGCGAGACGGAAUACGUGAUGAUGCUCAAGGACAUUCUCGGCUGGGAUGUGAACAAAGAACGCAUGGCUGUCCAAGAAGAGACCUGGACGAGACCCAUGGGCGUCUUGGACCGCCCCAACCGGAAUCAGCUUCAUCUGCGAUACGGUAGCUACCGGAAACUCCCUGACCAUGAGGUCAAUGUCCAAUGCUCCGGGCGCGACGAGAUGUGCAACUCGGUGUUGAACGAUCGAUGGAUAGCACAACCUACGUUCCCUAGCGAGGACGCCGGGUUCUUCACAGCCAAAAAGAACCAGUACGAAGAAGCCCUGCAUCGAAGUGAGGAGGAACGGCACGAAUACGACUUCCACGUCGAGGCGAUCCACCGCACCAUCGCCGUGCUCGAACCGCUACACAACAAGAUCGCGACAAUGCCCCCUGAAGAGCGCGGCAACUUCAAGCUCAAGGCGAACCUCGGCGGCGUCGGAAAGGCGGUGCACCAGCGGGUGAUCAAGAAGAUCUAUGGGCGGGAUAUCGGGAAUGAGGUGUGGAUACAGAUGCAGGAGGCCCCCGCAACCGCGAUCCCCAUCGUACUGCUCCGGCUGAAGCAGAAGCACGAAGAGUGGAAGCGGGCGCAGCGCGAGUGGGACAAGGUCUGGCGCGAGGUCGACGCGCGCAACUACCACAAAUCGCUUGACUACCAGGCGGUCACGUUCCGCGCCGAGGACAAGAAGGCGAUCACCCAGAAGGCGUUCGUCACCCAGAUCGAGGCUGCACGAGACGAGCAGCGCGUCGGCCGCGCGGCGCUCAUCGACCCGCUCCUCGCACGCACGCGGCCCCGCCACCAGCUCGAGUUCGUCGUCGACGACCCGUCCGUCCUCCAGGAUACGCUCAAGCUCGCCAUCUCGUUUCUCGACCGGACUCAGGGCCAGGUUUCGCUCUUCGACCGGCGCAAGAUUGAGACGUUCCUGCGCUCAUUCGUCCCGCUCUUCUUCAUGCUCGAUCCCGUCGCGUUUAACGCCGCAUUCGUUCCGCAUCACGAGACCGUCGACGACGGCGACGGCGAGACGGUCAGCGAGGAUGUGGAGAUGGCGAGCGUGAAUGGCGGCGGCUCAUCGUCACGGUCACGGAACAACAAGAAGGGCGCCGGCGCCGGCUCUGGGGACCUGCGCAAGCGGCUUCUCAAGAGCGAACAGGCGAAGUCGAGCCGACGGACUCGCGCGCAGGAAGCUCUGUCCCCAUCCCCGUCGCGGCUCACUUCGCCCACGCCCUCCGACGCCAUGCAAGUGGACGGAGAGGCGCCCAGAGCGGAGAAUGGCGUGGUGCGGAUGGAGAAGGUGUCUACCCGGAGAAAGGGCACGUUCUAUACGAACACCGCGUUCUAUGUGCUGCUUCGUCUACUAGAGCUUCUGUACUCCCGCCUCAACUUGUUUAAGAACUUGACCAAGGAGAAGACUGACCGUAGCAACUACUCGUCGCCGCCCUUCACAUUUCCUUCGGAUCAAGCUGCUUACUUUUACGAACUUAUGCUCGAGUCUUGCGAGAAGCUGUUUGACAACGAAGUUGAGCAGACGGACUUUGAGGAAAUGCUGCGCUACAUGUUUGGUCUCACCCACGCUUACAAGAUGUUCACCAUAGAUAAGCUCAUCGGCGCGCUGAUCAAGCAGGUCCAGAUUAUCCUCUCCGACUCCAAGAGUCAGGACCUUUACGAGCUUCUGCGGAAGGAGCGCGAGAUUCCGAGUCCCACCACUCAAGACCUUAUCAACUGCCGGCGGAAUACCGAACGCGUCCUUGGCCCCGACGAGAACUUGUUCCGCAUGGACUGGCUCAUGGAUGCAAAGACGAUGACGAUCCAGCUCAUCGGCAAGGACGACGACCGCCAUGAUGAUCCCGAAGCGAUGACGGAGCGUUGGCAGGCCUACAUCGAGUCGUUCGUGUCACAUCACUACACCGCUGGGGUGCCGACAUCGUCCACGAUCAGGAGACCAUUCCUCCUUCGGACAAAGAUUCCUGCCCCGACGGGUGCGAUGCCAGAUAUCAUCGCCCGCGGCGGGCUCCAGAUCAAGGUCUGCGUGCGCACCUAUCGCCUGUUCUUUGUUUCGGGCUCGGAAGACGUCAUGUACCGUCUAUCGUCGAGCAAGGAGCGGGAUGAAGCUCGGAGGCUGGUCGAGGCUCGCAACAAGCGGCGGCAAGAGUGGCUGGUCUCUUCCAUAGCGGACGGCACGAAGGAUGCACCGAUCGACGUUGCCAUGGACGCGGAGGAGCCUGCGUCGUUGUCAUCCCCGACAACGGUCAAAGCGCCUGCGGAAGUCCCUGUUGCAGUGGUUCCAACUGUCGCUGCACCAGAACCUGAUAUCGCGGACAUUCAGAUGGAGGAUGCGACUUCAUCGAGCAGGCCUGCGGUAACGACCUUGGUGGCUCCCAGAGACAUGCCUAAGGCCGAAUCAGCCCCCAAUCGGGACCACAUGGAGACACCUCGCCCUUCGGAAUCCGCCCCACUUGCAUCCACCUCUACUGCCAUCGAGCCAUUAACACCGGCAUUGUCCAACCUCCCUGACACCGCCGCGGAUCCAUCCACGGUACCUCAUCCAUCUGCUUUUGCAGCUCCCAGCGCGGCAGAGAAGGCUCCAUCACUCCCGUCUGUCCCCUCCGCAAGAACCCUUCCCGAGCUUGGUUCCAUCCCUGAGUCAGUAAAUGUGCCUUGGACUGCACCUGUGCUCGCGCCCGCACCCACAUCAGAGAUUGCGUCCGUGCCACUCGGCGCUGGUGACACUGCAGCACCCCCAUCGCCUCUUGCCGCACCUCCGUCAUGA
Messenger RNA from Epithele typhae, 3942 nucleotides. RefSeq lists its product as uncharacterized. The transcript is spliced from 10 exons. The coding region runs from base 1 to 3942 and encodes 1313 amino acids. Gene Ontology annotation, molecular function: transcription corepressor activity. NCBI's taxonomy places the organism in Eukaryota, Fungi, Basidiomycota, Agaricomycetes, Polyporales, Epitheliaceae. Gene Ontology annotation, cellular component: chromatin; Sin3-type complex. The record is from RefSeq and is a predicted model, not a curated record. Gene Ontology annotation, biological process: negative regulation of transcription by RNA polymerase II.